AUACUCCUAAUUAUUAUGUUUCUCAAAGGUGUGACUGAAAAAGUUGAUUAUUUCAAAAGCAUCAACGUUGGAGCUAUUUGGUUAUCUCCUAUAUUUAAAUCUCCACAAGACGAUUUCGGUUAUGAUAUAUCGAACUACAAAAUGAUCGAUCCGUUGUUCGGCACGAUGGCAGACUUUGACCGUUUGAGAGAUGCAUUCCACAAUAACGGGAUAAAAGUAAUAUUAGACUUUGUGCCGAACCACACCAGCGACGAACACCCGUGGUUCACGAAAUCUGUCGACAGAAUGGAACCGUACACGAACUAUUACGUGUGGAAAGACGCGAAAUACGAUAAAGACGGCAACAGAAUUCCUCCGAACAACUGGGUGCGUAAGGAAAAAGUGGGGCCUGCUUGGGAAUGGAACGAAAAACGUCAGCAGUACUACUAUCACGCGUUCCAAGUGAAACAGCCCGACUUGAACUACAGGAACCCAAUGGUCGUGGAGGAAAUCAAGAACACCAUACUCUACUGGCUGGGACGUGGCGUGGACGGGUUCAGAUUUGACGCCGUCAACUAUCUGUACGAGAGAGAAGACCUAGAGGACGAACAGAAAUCGAACUACCCCGGUGCUUACGACACCGAUUACAGCAGUCUGAUCCAUACGAACACGCUCGACCAACCGGAAACUUACCAAAUGGUCCACUUGUGGCGGGAACUCUUCGAGGAGUACUCCAUCUCCGAGAAAACACCCAACUUCUUCAUGGUCGAAUGCUAUUCGCCGCUGAACUACACCAUGCUGUACUACGGCAACACGACCCAUCCCGGUGCUCAUUUCCCGUUCAACUUUUUGUUCAUCAACUCGUUCAAUAAACAAUCCGACGCGAAUCAGGUGUACGACAUGAUCAAAUCGUGGAUGUUGAACAUGCCCGAAGGGAAGUGGGCCAAUUGGGUGCUCGGGAACCACGACAACUCCAGGGUCGGUUCCAGGACGCACCCGUUGUUGGUCGACGGUCUGCACAUGAUGCAAUUGCUGUUGCCGGGCACGCCGAUCACGUACUACGCCGACGAGCUCGGUGUCGGGGACACGUACGUCCGAUGGAAUCAGACCGUGGACCCGGCCGGUGUUAACGUGGGCCCCUUCCGGUACACACAGUUCAGCAGAGACCCCGCGCGCAGCCCUUUCCCCUGGGACGAUUCGCGCAACGCAGGUUUCACUAACGCGUCGAAAACUUGGCUGCCCGUCAACCCAGAAUAUUGGCACGAGAACAUGGUGGAGCUGUCCAAGCACAAGAGCCACCUGAGAACGUACAGACAGCUGUCGCGUCUGAGACAGAUCCCGACGAUUGUCAAAGGAGAUUUGCACGUAUACUUGCUAUCGAAAUGGGUGUUCGGUUUCUCGAGGUACAUUUCUACCUUCUAAACACUUCUACAUUAA
This is a messenger RNA of Sipha flava (yellow sugarcane aphid), 1416 nucleotides long. Its product is annotated as maltase A1-like. The record is from RefSeq and is a predicted model, not a curated record. NCBI's taxonomy places the organism in Eukaryota, Metazoa, Arthropoda, Insecta, Hemiptera, Aphididae. The transcript is spliced from 7 exons. Gene Ontology annotation, biological process: carbohydrate metabolic process. The coding region runs from base 16 to 1401 and encodes 461 amino acids.